GGAAAUUACACGCGUAUGGAAAACAGUUUACUUGUGCAAUUCACCCAUUCUUAAUUAGUACUGAGUCAGCGAUUUUUGGACGUUGUGGCAGUAGCGAACUUGGUAUCGUCGCAUGCACUUAGCAGCCUUGGUAGUCUCCUUGUAUUGAACAUCUUAACUUCAUGGAGGAGCAGAAGCGCAAGGGAACAGGUUCAAGUGACCGGCUCACCUGGCGUCGUGCCGGGGCGAGCAAAUCACAGGGUGCGCGUGGCGCAACACCGUCAGCAGGGACAUCUACACCCCCAGGCAAACAGCUGCGUCCUUCUCAGGCUAACCGUCCAGUCGCUCUCCACACCCAUUCCUACACAUACGUCUUCGGCAGGCUCUCGCAUCACACGCACAGGACGCAAAUCCAGCGGGCGUUCUGCGAGGGGCUGCACGGCGCACCGCCUGCAGAACCCAACUCCGGCUUCUAUGACGAGCUAGACGAGCGGCUGCGGCUGCAACACAACACCCUGCUGGCGGUGCGCCGCAAGGCGGGGGAGGAGGCGCUGGCGGCGACCCGGCCGCAGUCAGCAGCCACCGCGGACACCGUAGCCCUGCGCCACGCGGUCAACAACAGCCUGGCGCAGCAGCUCGAGUUCUUCACCAGCUGCAUGGCCGCAUACAGCUCGGACCCCGCCACCGCCACCGCCUGCAGCUGCAGCUGCCCGGGGUGCGGCUGCAGCUGCCGUACGGGCUCCUCGGGGGGGCUGCUGGCGGCGCAGAGCCACCGGUGAGCGAUGAGCGAUGACUCCUCAUGUGGCGAGCUGAAGGCACAGAUGAGGACGGACUGGAGCAGCAGUCUGAGGAAGCAGGGGCUGUGGACCGGGUGGAAGGGACAGAGGAAGGGGGGGAAAGCACCGGCCUUUCAGCGGGGAUCAGCGGGGUGGUGCGGCCGAUCGCUAAGCAAGCAUGGGGAAGUAAUGAACGAUCCUGGAAAGGGGAGGCUGGGCGUCGCGUGCAAGCAUGUGCCUGGGGAUGUGGGGCGGCUUUGAGGAGCGCAUGAGGGGCAUGGGAGUGGCCUGAAUGGGUUAUUAUAAGCUCGAGGCUCGUAAGGCCCAGACACAGGCCGAGAGGCUCAUGGGCCGCAAGACAGAAAGAAGCAAGUUUAACCUAAAUCCACUGGAAUGAGAGUGGCCUGCUGCACGACGGCGACGGAGCCAGAUGUCACCCGUGUACGACAUCGCACGUGCAGUGUAGGAUAGCGGUGUAGGGUUCAGUCGGGUUCACCACGCAUGUUCUUGCAGGGCAUUUCGAUAACAGAGAUCCAACGGACGUACUUCAAUGGCUCGAUGUACGACAUCGUACUUGCAGUGGAUACCGGUUUUGCAGCCCUCUUGCAAGAGUUUGCCUGUAUUAUGGAUGCAAAUGUGGGUAACAGCGGACUGGAGGUAGAUCUGUCGCUAUAAAAAUUGGACGGGUGACCCCUUGCAUAGGGGGGAUUAUACUGCCAAGCGGGAACAUGUUUUUAAUUGCACUUCCGUCUUUGCCUUUGGGGCAUUGGAAUAAGUCCUCCAG
Astrephomene gubernaculifera is the source of this 1539-nucleotide messenger RNA. The record is from the annotation of a GenBank genome assembly. Lineage: Eukaryota; Viridiplantae; Chlorophyta; Chlorophyceae; Chlamydomonadales; Astrephomenaceae.